AUGUACUUCACCAUCAAGACAUACACGAACACAGAAGCAGAUCUGAAGUUCAACACAAUCAAAUUUGAGGAGCUCCAAACAGUGGCUGACGAGAUAUCAUCAUGCUUAGAGAAGACAUGGUCUGAAAAUCGCUUUUUGAAGAAGAAGUUGGACAAUGUGCAAGACCUCUGUGACAAGUAUCAGACAAGGAUCAGUGAGUUAGAAGAAAGAUCAGCGGUGCUUGAGAAGGCUGUGGACAUAUAUCAGAGGCAGACAGCACGAAAACCAAAUGCUCUUGCACAUGACUUGAGGUUUGAUCGCCUGAUAGAGGACAUGAGGAAAUCGGAUCUGAAGGAGAGUGCACGGCUGAUGGAGCUGCUAGGAGUCUCAUUGCAAAACAAUCGCAACAUGCGCAAGGAUUUGGACGAACUAGAAAUGAAGUUGAGAGCGACGGAGGCAACAAGUGAGAAGAAGGAGGAGAAGAUGACUAGGAUGGAAGAAGAGAUGAAUGUCUUGCGAGAAAGCAAUGCACGACUUACGGAGGAUGUAUCUGGGGGUGAUAAGAGGCGGAAAGACAUCGUGAAUGAUAAGACGAGGAUCGAACUUCUCCUGUGCAAGAUCAAGUUCAGGAGGCAGGAAUGGUCCCGUGCACAGGCAUCAUGGAUGUAUGGGAUGAGGGGGAAAGUUGCAGUCAAUCCUUACUUGCAAUGUUGGAAGACCUUUACAUCGUCAUGCAAAUACAGGUCAUUUUGUCAUCGGUUUCUUACCAAGGGAUUCUGUCGGAAUGUGUGGAGAAAGUUUGUUGGUGGUUGGAUGGCAGUCACCAGGUGGAAAUUGAUGGGUCAGAAUAAGGUUGCAAAGCACAGGAAGUAUAGGAUGCACGUGAUGAAAUGCGCAACCUUCCAAGAUUGCAGGAUAAACACAUGUCACAUGAGACACACGAGAAGGAAAGCGAUCAACAUGCGGUCCAGGUUGGAGAGCAACAUCAUGUCCCACACGAUGAGACGGUGGAUGUUCUGCCAUUUCCGGAACUCCAUGGGGAGAUUACGAGCGUUGAGGGCAAGGAACGAUAAACUCGAGUCGGUCGCUACGUCUUCUCACUUGCGCAAGUUCAAACUUUCUUCGUUCCUCUCCUGGCUGUCGUGGCACAGAAGGUCCAUGUUUAUCAAGCGGAGCAUCCUUAGAAUUCUGCGAUCGGCGUACCUGCAGCUCAUGGCAAGAGCAACGUCGCAGUGGAGAUGUCAGACAGGUUUGAACAAGGGCCAUGCAAGCAGAGUCAGGCAAACUUCCGUCCAAGUCUCUCUGGAGGACUCUGUGCAUGAAAACAUCACAGUCCCUGACGAUGUGCCUCAUAUCACUGACGCUGUUCGAAUGGCAAAGUUCGGGUCGCGGAUUCUGCUUCGCGCCGGCAAAUACACGUGGGAAGGAUCUCUAGUGAUCCAGGGAGGCAUGAAGAUUGUCGGGGAGAGCAACAACAUAGGGGUCGUGCUGGAGGGAAGUGUGGUGACGUUCUUGAGCGACAAGGUCACGAUCAACGUGCAGGGAGGGCAGUGGAACUUCAAAGGCAAGGUUGCCUGCUCCAAGUGCAUCAUAGGAGGUGCCAGCCUUGAGAACUUUGGGUUGAUGAAGCAGGAGGCGCUGCUCGCCAUCGGCAAGUACCGCAACAGUCACCUCCUGACCGCUGCUACCGCAAACUUCGCGCUCAUUCAGAGCGGCAGCUCACGGGUGUCCUUGCACGAGAGCAGGGUCGACAACUCGACCUUUUGCGUGUUCCUCCAGGAAGCAUCCUCCUUCGCUGGGCAGGACACCGUCUUGUGCUCGCAAGGGAACGUGCUCAAGGUUCACAGCUUCGCCUCCUCCGUGUCGGUCCAGGUGCGAGAACCAACUGCGAGCUACUCUCCAGCUGAGACAGAGCAGAUGCUCGGGUGCGUCCUCAUCUCUCGAGGAGGGUUCAUCUUCCAGAUCGACUCCAGCAGCGUCUCAACCAUCGUCUCUCUCUCCUCGUGCUCGGUACCACCCGUCCUUCCCGCCCUCUACUUCAUCCUCCCCUCCACUGCUCUCCGUCCCUCCUCUUCAUGCCAGGUAGCUGACGACUCGGCAGCUGCAAGGGCACCUGUGGGAGCAUCUGCCAUGGAAGGACAUUGA
Molecule: messenger RNA, 2124 nt
Organism: Guillardia theta CCMP2712
Lineage: Eukaryota; Cryptophyceae; Pyrenomonadales; Geminigeraceae
Exons: 9
Coding region: 1-2124 (707 amino acids)
Source: RefSeq, a predicted model, not a curated record